Molecule: messenger RNA, 4189 nt
Organism: Nematolebias whitei (Rio pearlfish)
Lineage: Eukaryota; Metazoa; Chordata; Actinopteri; Cyprinodontiformes; Rivulidae
Gene: boc
Product: BOC cell adhesion associated, oncogene regulated
Exons: 18
Coding region: 279-3422 (1047 amino acids)
Biological process (GO): axon guidance; cell-cell adhesion; nervous system development
Cellular component (GO): axon; plasma membrane
Molecular function (GO): protein binding
Source: RefSeq, a predicted model, not a curated record
AAAGGGAGAAUUGUUUGAGAGCUCAGUCAUCCAAAAACGGCCUUUCAAUGUGAGAACUUGGGGAGCCGAAGAAGAAGAAGGAGGCGAAGAAGAAGAAGAAAAUGUCGGGUGGCACUGCAGUAAAUUACUGAAGCAGCGAAGGCUUUAGAGCGAAAAAGGGGGGAAAGAAGAGAAAUAAGUCUGUUUUUUGGGGGACUACGACUGAGAAGAGAGGCAACAAGAAGGUGGAGUGAAGUGAGAGUAAAAGUGCAGCAGUUUUUGGGGGUAGUGUAUGGAAAAUGUCUGGAAAGCAAAACUGGACUCUGUGGAUGAGAAAGAGAAGGGUUCCAGUGUUGUGUGCUUUGGGUGCAGUACUGCUGUGCUGCCUGCAGAGCGGCGCUACAGCCACUGACGAAGUGCCGGUGUUCACCGAGGAGCCUGUGUCCGUGGUGCAGAAGUUUGGAGGCAGUGUCUCGUUGCGCUGCAGCGCACAACCCGUCUCAGCCCAAGUCAGCUGGCGUCUCAAUGGCGAGCAGUUGACGGACGGCGAUUACGGUGUGGUAGUGGGUCCCAGCAGCCUGUUCAUCCCCGCUCUGUCCAACCUGACUCUGGGCAGAUACCAGUGUGUGGCCAGCACCGAUGCUGGAGCUCUGGCAAGCGUUCCUGCUAACGUCACUGCUGCCGAGCUUCGGGACUUCGAGCCUGACGUUCAGCAGGAGAUUGAAGUUGACGAAGGCAACACGGCUGUGAUCGAAUGCCAUCUCCCCGAGAGUCAGCCCAAAGCUCAGGUUCGCUACAGCGUCAAGCAGGAAUGGCUGGAAACCUCCAAAGGAAACUACCUCAUCAUGCCGUCGGGGAACCUGCAGAUAGCCAACGCCACGCAGGAAGAUGAAGGGCCGUACAAGUGUGCCGCUUACAAUCCUGUCACUCAGGAGGUCAAAACCUCCACGUCCACCGACCGUCUGCGCAUCCGCCGCUCCACCUCCGAAGCGGCUCGCAUCAUCUACCCUCCGGCGCCCCGCUCCAUCAUGGUGACCAAAGGCCAGCGGCUGGUGCUGGAGUGUGUGGCUAGUGGCAUCCCCACUCCGCAGGUCACAUGGGCAAAAGAUGGCCAGGACCUGCGUUUUCACAACAACACGCACUAUUUGCUCAGCAACCUGCUGAUUGACGCAGUGAGCGAAGGCGACUCCGGCACAUACGUCUGCAGAGCGGACAACGGCUUCGACUCGGCCAGCUCCACCACCGUGCUGUACAACGUGCAAGUAUUUGAGCCCCCGCAGGUCACCGUGGAGCUGCAGCAGCAGGAAGUCGUGUACGGAGAAACGGUACGCUUCACCUGCCAGGCCCGCGGUAAGCCCGCUCCCUCUGUGAUGUGGCUUCACAAUGCUCAGCCCCUGGCUCCGUCUCCCCGCCACCGCCUUACCUCGCGGAGGCUGCACGUGUUGAACGUGGGCCCGCAGGAUGACGGCCUGUACCAGUGCAUGGCAGAGAACGGGGUGGGCAGCUCACAAGCCUCCGUUCGCCUUGUAACCCUAUCAUCUGGGAUUUCAUCUGGGAAGAGGCUGCCUUCCAGCUAUCGCCCUCUCAGCCCAGACCAGGUGCUGAAGGAGCAGCCUCCUGUAAGGCCUGGGGCAACGGGCGCCAUGCUGCCCUUGGACUGCUCUGAACUGCCAGGGCAAAUUUUACCUGCAGAUGCCCCCAUUAUUCUCAGUCAGCCACGCACAGGCAAGGCUGACACUUAUGAGCUCACCUGGAGGCCUCGGCAUGAGCGAGGAGCCCCUGUGCUGGAGUAUAUCAUCAAAUACAGAAAAGAGGGAGACCUUCUUGCAGACUGGAUCAUCCGGACUAUCUCAGGCUCUCUCCAUAAGUUGACCCUGACCAAACUGCAGCCAGACAGCCUGUAUGAAGUGGAGAUGGCUGCCAAAAACUGCGCGGGCUUUGGACAGCCGGCCAUGAUGACCUUCAGAACUGGCAAAAAUCGCAAAGGGCACCACGACCCACCAAAACCUCCUGCUGUUCCUGCAACAAAGCUGUCUCCUCCUGAGGCUCCCGAUAAGCCCACUGUCUCCACGGCCACCGAGACGUCGGCGUACGUGACUUGGAUUCCUCGCGGCAACCGCGGCUUCCCCAUCCAGUCGUUUCGGGUGCAGUACAAGAAGGUGAAGAGGGCAGGGGAGGACUGGGUGACUGCGGUGGAGAACAUUCCUCCGUCGAGACUAUCUGUGGAAAUCACGGGCCUGGAGAAAGGUACAUCUUAUAAGUUUCGUGUAGUCGCAGUAAACGUGAUCGGCUCCAGUCCUCCCAGCGCUCCGUCUAAGGCCUACACUGUGGUGGGUGGAAGAACGCACGAGCGUCCCGUUGACGGCCCUUACAUCACCUACAACGAGGCCAUCAAUGAAACCACCAUCAUCCUGAAAUGGACAUACGCCCCUGUAAACAACACGCCCAUCUAUGGUUUCUACAUCUACUACCGGCCAACAGACAGCGAUAAUGACAGUGACUACAAGAAGGAUGUGGUGGAGGGAGACAGAUACUGGCAUUCAAUCACUGACCUACAGCCGGAAACUGCCUACGACAUCAAGAUGCAGAGCUUUAACGAGAAGGGCGAGAGCGAAUUUGGCAACGUGGUGAUCCUUGAAACAAAAGCUCGUCUCAAUCACCUUUGGACUGUGCCGUCCGAGGCCCCGGACUUGGGGAUCGGGGGCCAGAGCGUGCUUGUGCCUCGCCCUGGUGACCUCCCCUACCUCAUAGUUGGUAUUGUCCUGGGAGCCUUUGUCUUUAUCAUUGUGGCCUUCAUCCCCUUCUGCCUCUGGAGAGCUUGGGCCAAACAGAAACAAACGUCAGACUUGUGUUUCCCCACUGUGGCUGCUCCUGUGUCUUCGUGCCAGUACACCAUGGUCCCUCUUCAGGGACUUGCCUUGGUUGGACACUGUCCACUGGAUCCACACAUGACAGCUCCACAUGGCGUUUACCCAGUUAACGGAGAAUACAUGCAGAACGGCAAAGCUCACCACCCGAAGGAGUGUCUGCCAGGACUGCAGCAGGAUGAGGUGGACUGUGAGAUGGAGUGUGACACACUUCUGCCACAGAUGGUGUCAAACGGACAUAUGCCUGUCUACCAUUACUCCACCAGUGGUGCUGAUCAUCACACACAGACCUGCUGCUCUCCCAGCGACGCCACCCUUCACCUUCUGGCGUCUUCCUGUCAGCUUGUUGGCUCAGGUGAAGUGGGAGGUGACACCAGGUUCUGCGCUGCAGACGGAGAACAAGACACAUCCCGGAAACCAGAACCUCUGUAUCUUCUAUCUUCAGAAGAUGGGAUUUUCACGUCGUCUUCAUCAGCCACAACACAACAGUCCCGAGACUCGACUCAAGAAGUGAACGUCCUGCCAAACGAAGUGUCCCUAGAGGACGAAGGGUCGGCCGACACUACAGAUGCAUAAGAGACUGAACAGAGGAAAACGAGAGAAAAUAUUUAUUUUUGUAUCAGAGAUAUUUAUAUAUUUAUGCUUUUGUACAUAAGUGUCUGACUAUACUGUAUAUAUGGUUAUUUUCAUAUUCAAGAGGAUGCUUUUAUUCAAACAUAUGCUCUUUAUAAGCCCCGAACAAAAGAAGUCAUGGCCCUAAGUUUUGCAUUUUGACAUUCUUCCUGUUGUCGGCACUUCCCAUCCACUCAUAAAUAUCCAUUCUUUGGGCCUUUGACACUUCGCUUUAUGCACAACAGUAACUAAAGGGACCAUUUCCACCAAGCUGAUGCUGUCACUAUAAGGUGGUGUGUUCAGAUUUGUAAUUUUGUAUAGCAAUAACACAAAUGUAUUAUGCAUUGCUCAUUAUUAAACUAUUAACAAGUGUAUGCAACAUAAAUCAUUGUUUCAGUAGUGCACAACAGAUUUAUAUAUGUAUGUAUGUAUAUAUAUACAUAUAUAUAAAACUCAUAUUUAUGUUUUCAUCACUGAGUGGGAGAGAUUCUGGAAAAAUAACGGUCAUCGAUAAGCUGAACUUUAUACUGCAGCCACUUGUGUGUUUACUCAUGCUGGUUACCAAAAUGACUGCCAGUAGAGGGUGCUGUGACUGGUGUGUUAGUAUUACACCCCCCCCCCCCACUUAUCCACGCAAGAAGUAUUAGUCUGUGACAGACACGUGAUCAAAAUGAAGGAGAUCCUGAAUUCACAAUGUCAUAAAAGUGCAGCCACUCUGCUGCUGCACAAGC